Molecule: messenger RNA, 2502 nt
Organism: Leguminivora glycinivorella
Lineage: Eukaryota; Metazoa; Arthropoda; Insecta; Lepidoptera; Tortricidae
Exons: 6
Coding region: 385-1731 (448 amino acids)
Biological process (GO): double-strand break repair via homologous recombination; reciprocal meiotic recombination
Cellular component (GO): nucleus
Molecular function (GO): ATP-dependent chromatin remodeler activity; ATP binding; DNA translocase activity
Source: RefSeq, a predicted model, not a curated record
UAUAUGAUAUUUUGAGGAAUAAUCGGAAACCUACGUGUUUCUCACCUUGUUUAAUUUACAUACAUAGCAAAUUAACGCAAAAUGUUUUUACAACUUUAGUUAUAAGCGAAGUUUCGGCUCCAACGAGUGUGUUCCGCGCGUGAAAAUAGUUAAAUCGGUUUCCAUGUUUUGGGAUCAUGUUUACCGUAACAGGCAUAUCAUGCAGGAGUUUGAGGACCUAGAAGUGCAUAAAACCAGUGUCUCUGUAUUUGUAGCGUUGUUUUACUUGGAAAUGCUGUAUAUUCUGAUUAUGACGCUGUCAAUAUUGAACCGACUGAAUCAGAAUAUGCCGUCGUAAAUCUUCGAGGAUUUCUCUGUCUACCUUUCUACAGUAAUUAAUUAACAAUGACUGAAAUAAAGAUUACGGAGCGGCUGUAUCUCUCGAAGCCAGAUGACAUCUACGUGGACCACCAAGCGCUGAUGCAGCAUCAGGUCGAUGCUGUCCGGCUACUCUAUGCCCAAUAUAAAAAGAAAAUGGGUGGCGUGAUUCUCAACGACCCCAGCGGUUGCGGGAAGACAGUGGUAGCGGUGCUGUUUCUACAGGCGUUACGGCAAAUACUGCCCUCGCCUGCACUCGUCCUCUGUCGCGCGGCGGAGCUGCAACACUGGCGACACCACUUCCACACCUGGGCGACAACAGAAGACGUAGUCUUCGAGUCCUCCAACCCCUACUUGAAGAAGUCUAUCUUCGUGAACACGCGGCAGCAGCUGCCGGCGCUCUGCCGGCGGACCUGGUCCGUGGCGGUGGUCGACGACGACCUGCCGAGGGAGCUGCAGGCCGACUUCAAGAUAUUCCUCACUAAUGAAGACAUGAAGGAAAAUUUAUACAAGUUUGCUUCGCUAUACCAAUGGAUGUACCCCGAGGGAGACGAGUUCGACGUCAAAAAAUUCACAGGACACAAAAAUGGUCCCGAUGGUUUCGACAAAAAAGCCUACUUACUCGAUUUCUUCUUUGAAGGCAUUGUAUUUAGAAGCAAGAAUGUUACGCCUUUUAAGAAACCAGAGAUACAAGCACCUUCAGCACCAAUAGUAAUUGAACCGCCGCGGAUAUCCCGGAAAAACAAAGACGCAACCGGAACGAAAAUAAAACGAUCCAAAGCCAGAAUAGAAGCCGAACACCACGCCGCCAAAAUACCCAGGACAGAACCCACAGAGAGGAACUCCACCAUCACGUCUAAAGACUACUACAAAGAUAAAGAAAUGGACGUCGAAAGCUUCAUCAAAAACGAAAAACCGAUAACAGGAGAAGGCAUUGAAGCGUUCAUGGAUUUCCAGGCGAUGAUAAAAUCCGAUGCAGAGAAUUUUAAAGACAUAGUUAGGAAUGAAAGAUUGAAUGGUGAAGUCACUAAAGAAGAGAAUACAGAAGUCUGCACUGCUGACUAUCAGAACGCGAUAAAUGAUAUUGUUAAUAAUGAAAAUGAUAAAAGUAUUGAAGAAAGUUAUGGGAAUGAUAGGGUUACGGAAAGUGAUUCGGAUACAGGAAAGGAUAGUGUAAAUGUGAGUACAGAUGAUGUUGCAGAAGUUAAUGUAGGUAAUAGUAACAUAGAAGUAACCAAUGUAGAAGAAAAUAAGGAUGAGACAAUACAAGUAGUUAAUAAUGAAUCGAAGAAGGAUCUUGAGACUAAACUAACUGAAUUGGAGGAGAAGACUUUAAAUAAGUUUAAGGGUUCGCUUUUAGAUAGCAUAUUCUGAAUAAGUAUAUUUAAUCUAUAGAUGUCAGAAUUUUGCAUUUUAAAAAGUAAGAGGAUAUGAACUGAUUGCUUAAAUGGGUACAUUGUUGAGUAUGGUUAAUUUCUUUUGCUUACAAAUUAGGCAAAUGAAAAUUCUUGUAUGUACUAACUAUAGGGCAUGUAUGAAAUACAAGGCAUACUAUGAAAUUUCUGUGUAGCUAAAAUAAUUAGUGAAAAUUCGAAAUAAUACACAUAAUAGUUAUUAUUUUGGUGCACGGAAAACUAAGAAAUGGGAAUUGGUUUAAAAUUUCUAACUUCAGCGGUAUACCUAAGUAAGGAUGUUAAGUAUGAAGUAUUUCGUCCAUUGAUCUGCCUGUUGUUUCUUCAAAAGCACAGUGGGGGGGUGUCCAUUAAUCACGUCAUACGUUUUUGGCUUAUUUUAGGCCCUCCCUCCCCCCUGGUGAUCUUUGGUGAUAUUUUCAGGACCCCUCUCCCCUCUCGCCCCUUGGCCAAUAUCACGUGUAUUUUUUUUGACAACUUAAGUAGACUGAAUUAAAUAACCGACUGCACACAGCUCUUUGAAACUGUUUAUUUUAAGUUGCAGAACAGUGUAGCACAGAGGAACAAAAAAAUUACACGUGAUAUGUUCCUCAUCCCGGGGCUAUCAUGGUGAUAGUUGGUGAUUUUUCAUGAGCCCCCAACCCCUAUACAGUAUGACGUGAUUAAUGGACGCCCACUUUUGUAUUGUUGUUCCGCCUCUGAGGGCGGGUAUCAAUGCCACUAUGUGAGCAAA